Messenger RNA from Papaver somniferum (opium poppy), 437 nucleotides. RefSeq lists its product as uncharacterized. The transcript is spliced from 3 exons. The coding region runs from base 39 to 437 and encodes 132 amino acids. The record is from RefSeq and is a predicted model, not a curated record. NCBI's taxonomy places the organism in Eukaryota, Viridiplantae, Streptophyta, Magnoliopsida, Ranunculales, Papaveraceae.
UUUCUAGAGUUUGAUUUUACAAACAAAAUCAGACAAAUAUGGCAAGACAUCCUAUUGGUGGUAGCAGCAGCCGAUUCAGGUCUGGAAGUACUAGGUCUGCUAGUACUAGAUCGCCUACUACUACUCCUAGCGCUAAUGAAGUGAACUGGCCAAGGGGGUUGCUCAAUUCACAAGGCUCUCCAUUAACUGAUGGUGAACACACAGCUGGACAUCCAAGUGUAGGGAGUCAACGUGUGUCUUCGUCAGAUGGUGACGAUUCUCUAAGCCAAGGUACUGGGAAUCAAGCAGAGGGACAUGGAUGGCACGAUGCUUUUCAUCAGGAAGAUAAUGAUCCUGGCGAUACGAAUGAAGCUCCGUCAAUUUUGACAACUGUUGGAGAUGAUGAGUAUUGGAACGGAGAAACUCGGAGCACGAGAAAUGGGGAUACGCGUGAAUGA